AUGAAUAACUUAAAUGACCCCCCAAAUUGGAAUAUCCGGCCUAACUCCCGGGCUGAAGGGGGUGAUGGAAGCAGAUGGAAUUAUGCCCUGUUGGUUCCGAUGUUGGGAUUGGCCGCUUUCCGUUGGAUUUGGUCUAGGGAGUCCCAGAAAGAAAUAGAGAAGGAGAGAGAAGCAUUUCGUCAGAGAACAGCCGCUUUCCAGCGGGAUCUCGAGGCCAAGUACCACACCCUGAUCUCAGAGAACCGCCGGGCCGUUGCCCAGCUGUCCUUGGAGCUUGAAAAGGAACAAAACAGAACCACUAGCUACCGGGAAGCCCUCAUCUCUCAGGGCCGCAAGAUGGUGGAAGAAAAGAAGCUUCUGGAACAGGAGCGGGCUCGGGUCAUGCAGGCAAAGAGGCACCCCUUGCGAAGUGCUUACCAGAGCUGCCUGGAGAGGGAGGAGGACUGGCAGAGGCGAGCCAGGCUCCUGCUGAAGGAGUUUGAGGAUGCCCUGACGGAGAGGCAGAACAUCUACUGCAGCCUGGUCCUCCCACGCAGCAAGCGGCUUGCCAUCGAGAAGAGCCUGCUGGUCCGUGCGUCUGUCGACCCGGUCGCAGCUGACCUGGAGAUGGUGCCUGGCCUGACUGACAUAUUCAGACACGACACACACUGUGGGGACAUGUGGAACACCAACCGGCGCCACAACGGGAAGCUCAUGUGGCUGUACCUCAAGUACUGGGAGCUGACUGUGCAGCUGAAAGCGUUUCAGAGAGUAGAGAAAGCCAUACUGGAAGAGUGA
Messenger RNA from Orycteropus afer afer, 777 nucleotides. RefSeq names its product coiled-coil domain containing 127 (gene CCDC127). The transcript has 2 exons. Lineage: Eukaryota; Metazoa; Chordata; Mammalia; Tubulidentata; Orycteropodidae. The coding region runs from base 1 to 777 and encodes 258 amino acids. The record is from RefSeq and is a predicted model, not a curated record.